UCAAACAUUCCAGGUAUAGAAUAAAUUUUUAACUUUUGGAACUUUGAAUAGAGAAAUCUUUGCAGAAAUGUCAGUAAGAGAGUCUUCCAGCAAGACUCAGGUGAUUGAGUGUUUUCAAAGGAGGUUCAGCACUUGGACACCAAUUAUCAACAAAUCAUUGAAUAAACAGCUUUUUCAGGAAAGAGUUAGUCUUAUAACUCAUUGGUUUGAUCUGUGGACUGAUAAGCAACGAAAGGAAUUUCUACUUACAAUAUUGCAAAAAUGCAGUCACUCACAAUUAAAGUUUGUCAAAGAUGAGUUUUCUGAGAAGAUUCCAGUGGCCAAAGUGGAUUUCUGUACAGUAUUACCACGUUUCAUUUCUUUGUACAUCUUCUCCUUCCUGAAUCCUAUGGAUUUGUGUGCAGCUGCACAAGUUAACUGGCCUUGGAAGUUUUUAACUGAACAGGAUUGUUUGUGGAGGCCGAAGUGCAUCCGGUUUGGAUGGUUUCUCCCUUAUGAUCCCUCAGAUAAUGAGUAUGGUGCUUGGAAACGUCAUUACAUCGCCUGUGUUGCCACUUUGGAUUGGCUAACCCCAAGGGAAGCUUCUGCCAUCUACGGGACUCUCAAUGAACCCAAAUCAGAAAAUGAAGAACAAGAAGAAAGGCAAAGAGAAAGACACCUAAGAAAAAUUAUUUGGGAGAAAUUAGCAUUCCAUAGAAGAGAGUUAUUUAAAGUUCGACCCCCUUGGAUGAGUGGAACAUGUUGUUCUACAGUAUUAAAAUCCAGAUGCCAGCCACAACUCCCACAGGUUAUAAAAGAUCGCCUCAAAUUGAGCGCAGCUUUGGAGAAACAGCUUGUUUUAACAUCUUUAGAAGCCUUACCUAAAAAAAAGAAUAUAGCUGGAAGUCAAUCUUAUCCUUUGUUAUCAAACAAGCAUUACCACAGAGUUGAUCAGAAGUAUGGCAGCUUUUCACAUUCAGUCCAGACUUCUCUGGUGUUGAUAUCAUCUAGGAUUCCUGCAUAUGAGAUGGUUGUGGAUAGUGUUAAAACUGGUGUCAUUCCUCUGGUAUAUGAAUAUACUGGCUUGACUUUGGAAAGUCUACUGUUGCUUGUAGAAAAAGUUCUUGAUGGUCAGAAGGCACAGAGCAUUGGAAUAUUUAGUGAUGGAGAUUCCAGAAAAAUCAAUUUAAUACAAGGCUAUACAAUUGGUGUUGAAAAUGUGCUGACUCCUGAGGUGCGAGAUUUUUGGGAGAAAUUUGGAAGCUGUGUGGCUACUCAAGAAGAAGGUGGUCAUGUUGAUAUCUUCAUCCCUCUGGCAGCAUCAGAGGCAGGUACAAAAGUUCUUUUCCAGCUGUCUCAGUUGACUGGAACAAGGUUUAGUUCCCCAACAGGGAUAGCAACUGGAUCCUACCAACACAGGCAGUUUAUGUUUGAUUCUCUGAGUCUUGCUAACAUUUUGACUAAUCAAGAAACAGCUCAGGUUCUAGCUGAUGGAUUGAUUGAGCUGUCAAAGGAGAAAUCAGAAAAUCCACUAGAAUAUCUGUCAUAUUUUCUGCUGAAGAAAUCUAGCAAAAAGAAGAAAAGAUUGGAUGAAAAUUUUAUCUCGACAAAUUGUGAUUCAACAACUCUCAGUUUAUUAACAAAGGAAAGAAAUUUAAAAGAUCAUUCUCAGGAACAAAAGACUGGUACCAGUGAAAAUGAUUCAAAACUCGAGGAGCUUAUUAAUUUGGAAAGGAAGCUCCAGAUGGACUUGGCAGAAAAGAGGACUAGAAUUGCUGGAGAACUCUUGAAAAGUGAGAGAAAUUAUGUUCAGAUGCUGGAAACUGUGAGGGAUGUCUAUUUCACUCCACUGAAAGCAGCCCUGGCAUCAAACAGAGCCAUCCUAAGUUCCACCGACAUCCAGAUCAUCUUCACUGAUAUAUUGUGUAUCUUAGAUCUCAAUAGACAUUUUCUAGGAGAACUGACAAAGAGACUCCAAGAAUGGGGUCCAGCACAAUGCUUUGGAGAAAUAUUCACAAAGUUUGGGCUUCAGUUGAAAACAUAUACCAACUUCUUCAACAACUACCCUAUUGUUUUGAAAACAAUUGAAAAGUGUAGAGAAAUGAUUCCAUCAUUCCGGGCAUUUUUGAAGAGGCAGGACAAGACCAUUGUUACAAGAAUGCUGAAACUGCAGGAGCUGCUCUUAUACCCAUCUAGAAGAUUUGAGGAAUACAUAAACAUUCUGUAUGGUCUGAGACUUCACACACCUUCAGAGCAUGUUGACCGUGCAGAUCUGACUAUUGCAAUCAAGCAAAUGAAAAGAUACAUGGAUUAUAUAAAUCAGUUGAAGCAAAAUGUCAACAGGAAAAAUCAGUUGUCAGACAUAGAAAGAAGUGUCUGUGGAUGCCCCACUCUCUCAGAAGGCAACAGAUUCCUAAUUAGGGUACAAAAUGUGGCCCAGCUUCGUUACAUCAAUGAAGAAAUCAGCCUCUCAUUAAGGCUCUAUGAACACAUCUAUGACCUCAGUCUUUUCCUCUUCAAUGAUGCACUUCUUGUUUCUCGUCGGACUAUAGUGCACACCCCAUUUGAAAGGACUACUGAGACAACUUAUCAGUUUCUAGCACUGGAAGUCCUUCACCAGCUGCUAAUAGAAGACAUCCCAGACUCCAAAUUUAUCAAGAAUGCAUUUGUUCUACAUGGCCCAAAAUGUCAGUGGAUUUGUUCAACAGAAAAUGAGGAUAAACUGGUAUGGUUGUCAGUGUUGCAGAGUACAAUCAGAAGCAGUAUUGAGAAGUAUGAUUAGACUUUAAAGGAAAAAACCAAGGGAACUCAUUAGUUGUUUUAAGGUUCCAGGUUAAAUGUCUAAGAGCUAAUAUUAAAGGAACUUUCGCAUUGGAUGGAAGGUUAACUAGGAUGGCACCUUUCCAACUCCAAAUGAUAUAAUAUUGUAAUCUAUACUCAACCAUUUAUUAACAGGAAUAAUUAAGCCCAACAGUUUGGAUCCCUCCCUUUGGUAACUGAUUUUAAUACUGUUAAUGUGCUCUAAUGAGUAACAAAAUCAGGAGGAAAUAUUGCAUAUGAGCAUGCAAGAAUACACACAUAUACACAUAAUGUAGGGAAAAAAAAGUGAAUUCAAAAGACCUUAGAUUAACCUCUUCCACUUGCUACUUGUCAGGACCUGUAAAAUUCAAGACACUGGACUAGGUCAUCUCUAAAGUCUCUUCUAGCUUUAAUGGUCUGAUUUUUGAAGAUGGUCAAGUCUUUCAAGAUCUUCAUUAUUUGUCAGGCACAUCCCCUCUUAAAUUUUUCUCAAGAUAAUAGAUUAAGAAUAUUCAGAAGUCUAGGUAAUGGAAAAACUUAUUUCUUGAAGAACUGGGAAUUUUUAAAUUAUAGGCCUAAAUAUCAUAAGAAUUUGGUAUAUAAUGCGUUACCUUAAAAAGGCUGGGAUUCAGAAAGAUUAAAAUGCAAAGGGGCUACACAAACAGCCUUUUGAGACAGAAAGCCCACUUGGAAGAAAUCAUUUAACCUUUUUGUGUCUUGCUUUGGUAAAAAGAUAUAUCCUCACUGGGAGUUCCCUAGAAAGAAGAAAUCAAAGAUUUGGGCUGGAGAGACUAGGUUGAUUUCCAAAAAUCACUUAAAUAUAUUUCAGACAUUUUAUUUUCAUUACAUAGUUCUGCCUGAAAUAUCUUCUUCCUGUCUUAUUUUCUUUCAACAGAAAACUUUUAAAAUUCCUAAAUAUGAAAUUUAGCCAAAUGUAACUGUUAACAUUUAAGUUGGAUAAAAGAAAAUGAAACUAAAUAAUCUUUAAAACAGGUUACCACUAAACUAAGUAGAUCUUUGUAAUAUUCUGAGUGAAGUAUACUAAGAAAUUUUAACUGGGAUAGCUAUUUAGAAACUGAAGCAAUAAAAUGUAGAAGCUUCACUAACUGAACACUGAUUAAAUAUAACAUUUCUAAGG
Messenger RNA from Sarcophilus harrisii (Tasmanian devil), 3916 nucleotides. It is a transcript of the gene ECT2L, whose product is annotated as epithelial cell transforming 2 like. Gene Ontology annotation, molecular function: guanyl-nucleotide exchange factor activity; protein binding. The record is from RefSeq and is a predicted model, not a curated record. The transcript has 20 exons. Lineage: Eukaryota; Metazoa; Chordata; Mammalia; Dasyuromorphia; Dasyuridae. Bases 68 to 2761 code for a protein of 897 amino acids.